Anolis sagrei ordinatus is the source of this 5243-nucleotide messenger RNA. It is a transcript of the gene DSE, whose product is annotated as dermatan sulfate epimerase. The record is from RefSeq and is a predicted model, not a curated record. Lineage: Eukaryota; Metazoa; Chordata; Lepidosauria; Squamata; Anolidae. Gene Ontology annotation, molecular function: chondroitin-glucuronate 5-epimerase activity.
UCUUCUCUCUCUCCCUCCCUCCUUCUCUUUUCCUCCGUCCGCCUUGAGGCGCAUCCAUCCCGGAGGGGACGGGGCCGACCCAAGCUGCGUGUGGCCAGAGGACGCGUCCCUCCGCUUUCUGGCCAUGGAGUGAGUGAGUGAGUGAGGAGGGCUGAGCGGCGGGAGAGCGGAGCGGAGAGGCUCUUUCAAAGAUGGUUCGGCUGCCAUUGAGACCUGGAGCUCUAAUGCCACAAUGAGGACUUACACACGGGGGGCUCCCAGUGUGUUUUUCAUACAUAUGGUUUGCUUUGCACUAGUCUACACCACAGACGAAAUCCUGAGCACUGUGGUUCCCUUUGUCAAUGCCAACUACGACAGCUACCCAAUGCUCUAUUUUUCCAGAGAGGAUAUUCCGGAUUUGCAAACUAAGGCCACCACUACACACCAGCAUAUUGCAGUGCGGUUGGUUGAAGCCGUGCAGAUUAUGCUAUCAAAUCCAUUGGAAUACCUUCCUCCCUGGGACCCCAAGGACUUCAGUGCUCGAUGGAAUGAAAUUUACGGCAACAACUUGGGCGCCCUGGCGAUGUUCUGUCUACUUUAUCCAGAGAACAUUGAAGCCGUCGACAUGGCCAAAGAUUACAUGGAAAGAAUGGCAGCUCAGCCUAGUUGGUUAGUAAAUGAUGCACCCUGGGAUGAGGUUCCUCUUGCUCAUUCUUUGGUUGGAUUUGCCACUGCUUAUGACUUCUUGUACAACUAUUUGAGCAAGUCUCAGCAGGAAAGAUUUCUUGAGGUAAUUGCCAAUGCCUCGGGAUAUAUGUACGAAGCAUCAUAUAGACGAGGAUGGGGUUUCCAGUACCUACACAAUCAUCAGCCUACCAACUGUGUAGCCUUAUUGGCAGGAAGUCUCAUUUUAAUGAAUCAAGGUUAUCUCCAGGAAGCAUACCUGUGGACUAAGCAAGUCCUAGCAAUCAUGGAGAAGUCUAUAGUUCUGCUGCAAGAAGUGACAGAUGGAUCUCUGUAUGAAGGAGUAGCUUAUGGCAGUUACACCACCAGAUCGCUUUUCCAGUAUAUCUUCCUUGUCCAAAGGCACUUUGACAUUAACCACUUUAACCAUCCCUGGCUAAAACAACAUUUUGCUUUUAUGUAUAGGACAGUUCUGCCAGGAUUCCAAAGAACAGUUGCUAUUGCAGAUUCCAACUACAACUGGUUUUAUGGACCAGAGAGCCAGCUGGUAUUUCUAGACAAGUUUAUUAUGCGCAAUGGUAGUGGAAAUUGGUUGGCUGAUCAGAUCAGAAGGAACAGAGUCCUUGAAGGCCCAGGAACCCCAUCCAAAGGGCAGCGAUGGUGCACCCUUCAUACUGAAUUUAUUUGGUAUGAUGCCAGCCUGGGUUUUGUACCUCCACCAGACUACGGUAUUCCAAAACUGCAUUAUUUUGAGGAUUGGGGAGUUGUAACAUAUGGAAGUGCACUGCCAGCUGAAAUCAACAGACCCUUCCUCUCCUUCAAAUCAGGAAAGCUUGGAGGCCGUGCAAUAUAUGAUAUUGUUCACAGGAACAAAUACAAAGACUGGAUCAAAGGCUGGCGGAACUUCAAUGCUGGCCAUGAACACCCAGAUCAGAACUCCUUUACUUUUGCACCUAAUGGUGUACCUUUCAUAACAGAAGCUCUGUAUGGCCCAAAGUACACAUUUUUAAACAAUGUGCUGAUGUUUUCUCCAGCUAUGUCAAAGAGCUGCUUCUACCCAUGGGAAGGACAAGUUACAGAAGACUGCUCAUCAAAGUGGUUGAAGUACAAACACGACUUGGCUGCAGACUGUCAGGGGAGAGUGGUUGCUGCUAUGGAAAGAAGUGGGAUCAUCUUUAUCAGGGGUGAAGGGGUGGGUGCCUACAACCCCAAACUAAAAUUGAAAAGCCUCCAAAGAAACCUUUUCCUAAUACACCCUCAGCUGCUCUUGUUAGUAGAUCAAAUACAUCUCGCUGAUGAUAGCCCUUUAGAAAUGGCAACCAGCUUUUUCCACAAUGUGGAUGUGCCUUUUGAAGAAACUGUGAUUGAUGAUGUCCACGGGGCCUUUAUUAGGCAACGAGAUGGGCUAUACAAGAUGUAUUGGAUGGAUGACACGGGCUAUAGCGAAAAAGCUGUUGUCACCUCAAGAAUGUAUCCGAGAGGGUAUCCUUACAAUGGAACUAAUUACGUGAAUGUUACAACUCGCCUACGUAAACCUGUCACUAGCGCUGUGUACCUCUUCAUUGGACCUUCCGUUGAUGUCCAAAGCUUCAGUGUCCAUGGGGAUGCUCAGCAGUUGAAUGUUUUCAUUACCACUGGUGAGCAUGCCUACGCCAUCUAUUUGUGGACUGGACAGGAUAGAAGCCACUCUGUCUUUGCACAAGUUAUUGCAGAUCGCCAGAAGGUUCUGUUUGACCGAGCUGCUUCCAUUAGAAGUUCCCCGGUAUCAGAAGUAAGAGACUAUGCUGCGGUUGUUGAGCAGAACCUUCAGCAUUUCAAGCCAGUCUUCCAGCAGCUGGAGAAACAGAUUUUGUCCCGCGUGCGGAAUACUGACAGUUUCAGAAAGACCGCUGAGCGCCUGCUGAGGUUUUCAGAUAAGAGACAAACAGAGGAGGCCAUUGACAGGAUAUUUGCAAUUUCUCAACAACAGCAACAGCAAGGCAGAGCCAAGAGGAACAAAAAAGUGGCCAAAGGCUAUAAGUUCGUUGAUACUGGCCCUGACAUUUUUGCACAGAUUGAAGUCAAUGAAAGAAAAGUUCGGCAGAAGGCACAGACUUUGGCUCAGAAAGAACUGCAUGUAGAUGAAGAUGAGGAAAUGAAAGAUCUUCUGGAUUUUGAAGAUGAUAUAUAUGGGAAACACAAAAACAGUGUGUCCAUCAAAGGCCGUUUGGGUCUUUCACACAUGUUGGCAACUGCUCGAAGUAGUGCUCCUUCAGUGUCAGCAUCUUACACCCGCCUUUUUCUCAUUCUGAACAUUGUGAUUUUUUUUAUCAUGCUAGCAAUGCAAGUCACUUGGUUCCACAGAGCCAAGAGCCUCCAUGGCCAAAGAUGUCUUUAUGCAAUCUUGCUAGUUGACAGCUGCAUAUUACUGUGGUUGUAUUCCUCUUGUUCCCAGUCACAGUGCUAGCAAAAGAAAAAAAUAGGCCAUAGCUGUUAACUUGACCAUUCUGUGGUUAGAUAUAUAUAGUAAAGGAUUAGCCCUAAUAGGGCUAGGGAACGUUUUGUUUCUCUUCUGACACAUUCCAGGAAACAGAUUAAUUUUUUGCAGUCAGAAGACAUAAGAUUUAAUGGGCAUUGAAGCAUUGGGCACAUUUCUCAGAGUACCACCUUGGUACGGGUCAAGUGGAUUUGUCUUAUCAAUGAAUGUAAUGUGUCCUUGUUCUAAAGUCCCACUUGUGGCAUUGCAUUUUCUUCCUCAGAAGCAAAAUCCUGUUCUGCUGAGUUGUUUCAUGAAGAGUGUGUGUGUGUGUGUGUGUUUCAAAUUCAACUGGGAUGAAUUUAAGAGGAUCCUAACUGUCUAUUGCCCUGCGCUACAGAGAUUGGAAUGGAUGCUUAUAUUGAGAGCAGUGUGCCAUUGUCCUCCAGAUUCCUUUUGUAUGCCACUGAUUGUCUGUCUUAAAACACUGUCAGACAGGAAGUGGUGCUUCCUUCUCCUCUUAGUCAGACUCCAAAAGAAAGUACCCCCUGCCUUGCUACCAUCCUACCACUCCAUUCAAUGUGAUGUGAAACCUUUCCCCUUCCAAUGUGACUUCGAUUGAGAUAGUAAGUGUAACUUUAAUAGAGGUGGUGAGCUGACUUAUGGCUCUUUGGCAAUUAAAAGCCUGGGUGUGCAUAUCUUCCAGCAGCCUCAGCUAUAAUCAGAAUUGCUGAUAGUUGCAUUCCAAAACCAGUUGGAGGGCUGCCUGCUUUCCAUUUGUUUUUAAAAUCGUAGACUACAAUGCCAGGAGAUGCCUUACCUAGAGUCUCUUUCCACUGUUAUGUUGUGGGGAGGAGGAAGAUGAAUAAAGUUUAAUGUAUGUUGGCUGAUGCCACACAGAAAUAAAAAUUAUUAAAUGUGACUAUUAAGAAUUUAUCAUAGUGCAUUCCACAUUGCAGGUUAAAAGAAUUAGCCACCACCAGUCUUAAUAGCAUAAAGAAAACCUUUUUAGACCCUCAGGUGCUUUUCAAUACAGUCUGUUUUAAUAGGUCUGCUGCAGUUAAUGUAGAAAUGCUGAGUAGCAAAUCGACUCUUAAAUUCUGAGAAUGCCAUCUUAGCAAUGGAAGAAGAGAAAACAGCUGAUAGCUUCAUCCUGAAAGAUGGGAAGUGGUCAAGACUGGAGGAAUGGUGUAUGGCUGUAUCAGUGGAUGAGUAUUGGUUCUGGGAGUGUGGGUGAAACUGGGAAUGGAUGGGGAAGAACAUAUUGGUGAAAUGGGUGAUGCUCAACAACAAUCCCUGUGAAAAACUUCUUGGAUUCUUUGAGGACAUUCAAGUUGAACAUGAGCCAACAGUGUAAUGCAGCAGCCAAAAAAGCAAUUGGGAUUUGGGGUUGCAUCAAAAGGAGUAUAGUGUCUAGAUGAAGGAGGUCACAGUUCCUUUGUAUUCUGCUUUGGUUAAACCUCACCUGGACUACUGUGUCCAGUUCUGGGCACCACGGUGUAAAAGAGAGAUUGAUAAGCUGGAGGGUGUCCAGAGGGCAACAAAAAUAUCAAAGGUCUGGAAACCAUGCCCUAUGAACUGGGUAUGUUUAGCCUGCAGAAGAAAAGGUUGAGAGAAGACAUGAGAGCCAUGUAUAAAUAUGUGAAAGGGUGUCGCAAGGAAGAGGAAGCAGACUCUCUCUGCCUCUGAGUGUGGUGGAAGCUCCUUGAUUGGAAGCUUUUAAACAGGCUGGAUGACCACCUGUCAGAGAUAUUUUGAUUGAGCUUUUCCUGCAUGGCAGAGGGUUGGCCCAUGUGGUCUCUUCCAACUCUAUGAUUCAGUGAAUGUGUUCUGCCUUUUCCAUAGGAGACCAAUUGGCAAUAGCUGGAAGGUGAGGUCUUUGGCCCUGCCAUUUAAAAAUCACCAACCCCAGAUACCUAGAGUUGUUUGAAACAAGAACAGCAUUGCUUCUACAAUAAACAUAUGUGGCAUUCCUGUAUGCAACAAUCACAGGGCUAAUUUUUAAAUCCUAUGCAUUUGAAAAUGAGGAUAAGCUGAAGAACUGCUUUAUUAUUGUAUGGCUUGCAGGAGAUAAAUCUUUUUUCCAAAUAGACUUUUGCUAAAUAAACAGAUUACAAAUGUCUCA